Molecule: messenger RNA, 3663 nt
Organism: Equus quagga
Lineage: Eukaryota; Metazoa; Chordata; Mammalia; Perissodactyla; Equidae
Gene: SORCS3
Product: sortilin related VPS10 domain containing receptor 3
Exons: 27
Coding region: 1-3663 (1220 amino acids)
Cellular component (GO): postsynaptic density membrane
Molecular function (GO): protein binding
Source: RefSeq, a predicted model, not a curated record
AUGGAGGCGGCGCGCACGGAGCGCCCCACAGGCUGGCCCGGGGCGCCCCUCGCCCGGACGGGGCUCCUGCUCCUGUCGACGUGGGUCCUGGCCGGCGCGGAGAUCACUUCGGGCGCGACAGGCGGUCCUGGGCGCCCCGCGGCCCCGGCUUCGCAGUUGCCGGCGCUUCCUCCUCUCUCUCCGCGGGCAGUGGCAAGCCAGUGGCCGGAGGAGCUGGCGACGGUGCAGAGAGGCACCGUGCUGGGGCGCCAGCCCGGACCAGAGCCGCUGCCCCAGCCAGGCGGCGGCAGCAGCAGAAAGAAGCAGAGAGAAACCGGGGGGCUGUCGCCUGCAGACGUGCUCUGGGGACAGGGCAUCCCGGCUCCUGGCAAGCCUGGCGGCGCGAGGAGGAGUCGCCGGGCUCAGCCCCCCAGCGCCCUGGAACGUGGGGACGCUUGGGCCACUGCCUUGGCCGAUGGUUCCAAAGGAAGCCGCUCUCUCGCCAAGGGUCUCCGGGAGGAGGUGAAGGCGCCGCGGGGGGCAGUGGCGGAAGACCUCCGGCUGCCCAGCACCUCGUUCGCGUUGACCGGGGACUCGGCCCACAACCAAGCCAUGGUGCACUGGUCGGGACACAACAGCAGCGUUAUACUUAUCCUGACGAAGCUGUACGACUUCAACCUGGGGAGCGUGACUGAGAGUUCACUUUGGAGAUCAACGGAUUACGGCACCACCUAUGAGAAGCUGAAUGACAAAGUGGGUUUGAAGACUGUCCUCAGUUACCUCUACGUCAAUCCCACCAACAAAAGGAAGAUAAUGCUUCUUAGUGAUCCUGAAAUGGAGAGCAGCAUAUUGAUCAGCUCAGAUGAAGGGGCAACUUAUCAGAAAUACCGCCUCACCUUCUAUAUCCAGAGUCUGCUCUUUCAUCCGAAGCAAGAGGACUGGGUGCUCGCCUACAGUCUGGAUCAAAAGCUCUACAGCUCCAUGGACUUUGGCAGACGGUGGCAACUCAUGCAUGAACGCAUCACACCCAACAGGUUUUACUGGUCAGUGGCGGGAUUGGACAAGGAGGCGGACCUGGUGCACAUGGAGGUGCGGACAGCGGAUGGAUAUGCUCACUACCUCACCUGCAGGAUCCAGGAAUGUGCCGAGACAACUCGGAGUGGGCCCUUUGCCCGCUCCAUUGACUUCAGUUCCCUGGUCGUCCAGGAUGAGUAUAUCUUCAUUCAGGUAACAACUGGUGGAAGAGCCAGCUACUACGUGUCCUAUAGAAGAGAGGCCUUCGCUCAGAUAAAGUUACCCAAGUACUCGCUGCCGAAGGACAUGCACAUCAUCAGUACCGAUGAGAACCAAGUGUUUGCAGCAGUCCAAGAAUGGAACCAGAACGACACAUACAACCUCUACAUCUCAGACACCCGUGGUAUCUACUUCACCUUGGCCAUGGAGAACAUUAAGAGCAGCCGAGGUCUAAUGGGAAACAUCAUUAUUGAGCUGUAUGAGGUAGCAGGUAUCAAAGGGAUAUUCCUGGCAAACAAGAAGGUGGAUGACCAGGUGAAGACAUACAUCACUUACAACAAGGGCAGGGAUUGGCGCCUACUGCAAGCUCCAGACGUGGACCUGAGAGGAAGCCCAGUACACUGCCUGCUGCCCUUCUGCUCCUUACACCUGCACUUGCAGAUCUCUGAAAAUCCAUAUUCCUCAGGAAGAAUCUCUAGCAAGGAGACAGCCCCAGGACUUGUGGUGGCUACAGGCAACAUUGGCCCGGAGCUCUCAUAUACUGAUAUUGGUGUGUUCAUCUCUUCUGAUGGGGGCAACACUUGGAGACAGAUCUUUGAUGAAGAGUACAAUGUCUGGUUCCUAGACUGGGGUGGCGCCCUCGUAGCCAUGAAACACACACCUCUGCCAGUCAGGCAUUUGUGGGUGAGUUUUGACGAGGGCUACUCCUGGGACAAGUAUGGUUUCACUUCGCUUCCUCUAUUUGUCGACGGGGCUCUGGUGGAGGCAGGAGUGGAGACCCAAAUCAUGACAGUCUUUGGCCACUUCAGCCUCCGUUCUGAAUGGCAGUUGGUGAAAGUGGACUACAAAUCUAUCUUCAGCCGGCACUGCACCAAGGAGGACUAUCAGACCUGGCACCUGCUCAAUCAGGGAGAGCCUUGCGUCAUGGGAGAAAGGAAAAUAUUCAAGAAACGCAAACCAGGAGCUCAGUGUGCCCUGGGCCGGGACUCCUCAGGGACGGUGGUCUCAGAACCCUGUGUCUGUGCCGAUUGGGAUUUUGAGUGUGACUAUGGCUAUGAGAGACAUGGAGAGAGCAAGUGUGUCCCAGCCUUCUGGUACAAUCCAGCAUCCCCGUCAAAGGACUGCAGCCUUGGUCAAAGCUACCUUAACAGCACUGGGUACCGGCGAAUUGUGUCCAACAACUGCACAGACGGGCUGAGGGAGAAAUACACCGCCAAGGCCCAGAUGUGCCCUGGAAAAGCCCCUCGGGGCCUCCAUGUGGUGACCACCGAUGGACGCCUGGUGGCAGAGCAGGGGCACAAUGCGACCUUCAUCGUCCUCAUGGAGGAGGGUGAUCUCCAAAGGACAAAUAUCCAGCUUGACUUUGGGGAUGGGAUUGCGGUGUCCUAUGCUAACUUCAGCCCCAUCGAGGAUGGCAUCAAGCAUGUGUACAAGAGUGCGGGGAUCUUCCAGGUGACAGCCUAUGCGGAGAAUAACCUGGGCUCAGACACAGCUGUCCUCUUCCUGCACGUGGUUUGUCCUGUGGAGCAUGUUCAUCUCCAAGUUCCAUUUGUCGCCAUAAGAAAUAAGGAGGUCAACAUCAGUGCAGUUGUGUGGCCCAGUCAGCUAGGGACACUUACCUAUUUCUGGUGGUUCGGCAAUAGCACAAAGCCCCUCAUCACCUUGGACAGCAGCAUUUCCUUCACAUUCCUUGCAGAGGGAACCAAUACCAUCACUGUCCAGGUGGCUGCUGGGAAUGCCCUUAUCCAGGACACGAAGGAUAUUGCAGUUCAUGAAUACUUCCAGUCCCAACUCUUAUCAUUCUCCCCUAAUCUGGAUUACCACAAUCCUGAUAUUCCUGAGUGGAGGCAAGAUAUUGGCAAUGUCAUCAAGCGAGCUCUGGUUAAAGUAACCAGCGUCCCGGAAGACCAGAUCCUAGUUGCUGUGUUCCCUGGUCUCCCCACUUCAGCAGAGCUCUUCAUCCUCCCCCCAAAGAACUUGACCGAGAGGAGGAAAGGCAAUGAAGGGGACCUGGAACAAAUUGUAGAGAUGCUGUUUAAUGCUCUAAACCAAAACCUGGUCCAGUUUGAGCUGAAGCCAGGAGUUCAAGUCAUUGUGUAUGUGACACAGCUGACAUUAGCUCCCUUGGUGGACUCCAGUGCUGGGCACAGCAGCUCAGCUAUGCUUAUGCUCUUGUCAGUAGUGUUUGUCGGCUUGGCUGUGUUUCUGAUCUACAAGUUUAAAAGGAAAAUCCCCUGGAUUAACAUCUAUGCUCAAGUCCAACACGACAAGGAGCAGGAGAUGAUUGGGUCAGUGAGCCAAAGUGAAAACACCCCCAAAAUCACACUCAGUGACUUCACCGAGCCCGAGGAACUGCUGGACAAAGAGCUGGACACCCGGGUCAUAGGAGCCAUUGCCACCAUUGCAAACAGCGAAAGCACAAAGGAGAUCCCCAACUGCACUAGUGUUUAA